GCUCUCAACGAAGCAACAUCAAUUUCAUCCAUCUUCGUACAGGUUGAAUAUUUGGCGCGCAUUAUUCAAAAAAUAACCGAAGUUGAUUUUCAAUUUUUCAUGGUCGAAAAAAAUCAUUUGUUUCUUUUCUUUUCUCUACAAUUUUUGGUGUUUAUAAAUUUUGUGUUGGACUCAUACAAAAUACAAAACAUUCAAGUUCUUGAUUGCAGACUUUGUGUAUUGAAGUGUCGUAUUGCAUUUGCAUAAAUUGUCCGCAUUGCUUGACAUUUUCACUGUGUACGGCCCGAGUCCGAUAGCCGUUACAGUGAUAAAUUACUGAGUGUCACUUUUUAAUUAUUUUAUGAAGCAAAUUAGAAUGUAAGCAAUAAAUAAGAACACAAGUACAUUUCUGAAUGGUCGUGUGUCGUAUAUAAAAAAAGAAAAGAACAAAAUUGGUGUUUUGUCUGCACAAGUGCGUUUGUAAUAAUUAAUUGGCCAAGAGCGAAACGCGAACCAAGAUCAACAUUGAUGCACACAGAUUUGCGCAUCAUACUACCUUAAUUAGUGGAUAUCGUUUGGUUUCAUAACGAUAUAAUUCAGGCAUCUAUGCACAGAGAGAUCGUAAACAACGAUACAUAAAUUGAAAUAUUACAGAUAAACGUAACGUGCAAAAAAAAGUGGAAAGAGAUCAAGAUUUAUAGCUGCUAGACCGAGUGAAAAGCGAUAAAAUGGCCCGUUUAAUCAGUAUAAUUUAUCAUAUGCUAAUAUUGUAUUUGCAUGGAUGUUGGUCAAGUAGACCGCCACCAUCUGAACCAAAUAAACUGUAUGGCAUCAAAAUAAAUUGCACACGAGAUGUGUUCAACAUUAAAAUUGACAUGGGCAAAACAUUCAAAGGCAUCGUUUUUGCCAAAGAUUUUUUGGAUGAGUGUCGUGUUAAAGGUAAUCGAUCGACUGCUGUAGAAAUCAAUUUACCGAGCAAUGGUUGUGGUAUUCGCAGUGAACCACAAGCCGAUGGUUCGUUAGAGAUGUCUGUGCGUCUUGUCAUCCAAAUGGAUGAAAAAUUACGGCAACGAUCGGAUUUAGAAAGAUAUGUACGAUGCAAUUUACCAAAUGAAAUGAUGGAAAUGAACAUUGGCAUGACAGAUGAAAGGCGUGUAAACAGUAGGCACGGUCGAAUGUAUGCAAGUCCAAGUGGCUCCGAUGCAGAGAAAGAUAUACCAAGAAUCCGAGUAUGGCUGGAAUUGGGUGGAAGCGAUGGAUCUGGUAUAGUUGAAGUUGGUCAAAUGACAACGAUAAAUGUUCGAGCGAUGUUACCAGGAACGGUUGGUGUUCGAAUUGUGGAUUGUUCAGCUUUGGACGGUUUGGGUGAAUCCUCUCAAAAGCUGCUCGACGAAAGAGGCUGCCCAGUUGAUGAACAGGUAAUGCCGGCUCUUUUGGCGCGCGUAAGACCAAUUGAAGAGGGAUGGUCAAAACCACAUGCCGACGACACGGUAGAAAAAUUAUUCACUGCCACAUUCCCGGCAUUUAAAUUUCCCGAUCGUGAGCGUCUGCAUGUCACUUGUGGCGUUCAACUGUGCAAAGAAGAAUGUCCAUAUGUUGACUGUUCGGAAACCGAUCCAUUUGUUUUAGAUGUUGAUCAACAGUUGGGAAGAAUUGAAGUAUUCAACUCAUUGGCUGUGAUUGCACCACAGAUUGAAUUGGAUCGUUUACGAAGUGAUCGUCGAUACAAUGUCACUGUCGACGAAUAUCCAGCAAGAUUACGUCAUUUACGUUCCGAAGGCAUUUUAUGUAUGUCUUCAUCAAAGUUGGCGCUCGCCUUUGCGAUUCUUGGCAUGAUAUUUUUAGUGGCCGUAAUUGUUGCAAUCUUUUGCUUAAUUUGGGGCAAAUCGAAAUCUAGUCGAUGGACACACGGUACAAAUUCGAUGCGAGCCAACACUAGUAUAUUUUCGUCAAGUUCUAGUUCCAACUCUCGUUUCGGUGGUAAAUUGCUGAUACCGUAUAGUGGUUCAUUGCCAUACGGUCGAGUGUACUAGUUAAGCAUAUUGGAUCCAUACACAGUGAACAUACAUCGGUGAUAAGAAAUGUUCUUUGUAAAAAAGACUGAGGAGGCGUUCGAUCAAUAUACAAUUUGACAAAGAAAAGAAAAUACGAACCUAUACGUAUAUUGUAUUUGAAUUUGUUAUAUCUUUGAAUUAGUAUAAUCACAACAAAUUUAUUUAUUGUUCUAUCUAUUUAGGUUUCAGCAUAUCUGUUACUUGUUAAAAACUAAAUAUUUUAAGAGAAAAUAUUUUGUAAAUAUACAAACUUUGAAUUAGAACAAUUGUACAGUUAAAGUUAAGUUUUCAAACAAACGAUCAAUAAAAUCUUCAUUCGUUCUGUAUAAA
Molecule: messenger RNA, 2363 nt
Organism: Contarinia nasturtii (swede midge)
Lineage: Eukaryota; Metazoa; Arthropoda; Insecta; Diptera; Cecidomyiidae
Gene: cyr
Exons: 9
Coding region: 708-2012 (434 amino acids)
Source: RefSeq, a predicted model, not a curated record